AAAAUGAAUGAAGAAAUCGAUCAUCAUUUAGAAAUGCAAGAGACUAAUGCUAUGUUGCUUUAGUAAUUUGAAAAAGUGACAGAACAAUAAGAAGCAGAGACUCCAAAUAAAUAUUCUGAUCAUUCAGAUCCACCUUCGCCCACUAAAUAAAAAUCUAAAAAGAAGGAAAGAAUUGUCGAGAAGCUUUUAGAAAAUAGAGCAAAAUUCAAUGACAGGACAGCAUUAUUCAAUUUAAUCAACACUUUACAAUUGGUAAUGGCAUUUUCUAAGAAUUUAGGCUAUAACUCUAUACAAUCUUAGCUCAAUUAUUAAUAUAGAAGGAUAGACAAAUUUAAAAUUUUAUGAUACCACUCAAAUCUAUAGCUAUUAUGUGUGGAAUAAACAAGGAUUCACUGUUUACUACUUGAUUAUCAUUUUGAUUAUGGUUCACAUUUUAAAAUUGUUAACAUGUUUGGUGGGUAUCGAUAAAAUUUAACAAAUUAGGUUAUUUUUGUGUUGUGCAAAAGAGUGAAAAAUUGUUAACCAUCUUCAUGAUGUUAACAUUUACUUGUGUGAUCACAAGAGGAAUAAUAACUAUAUUACUACUAAUCGAUUAUAGUUAAAUAGAACUCACCUAAUCGUAUAUAUACGGAGAUUCCGAUAAGGUAGCAUAAUCUUAAGCAGUGUAAUUUACCAUAGUUUUGGUUCUUUUUGUUGCAGUAGAGAUAAUAAUGGGUUUGUAGAGUCUCUUAUUGGCAGGUUAGGCUAAGAAGAAAUAUAAAUGUACAUUAAUUCAUCAAUAUAAAUCAAGCUAUGCGUAUCAACGAAAAGAAAAUUGCUGCUCAUUAUUCAAUUGCUUACUAGAUCAUGUUAAGAUAAUUUGUAAUUUGAUUUGUUGUAUAAUAAAU
Messenger RNA from Paramecium octaurelia, 887 nucleotides. The record is from the annotation of a GenBank genome assembly. Lineage: Eukaryota; Ciliophora; Oligohymenophorea; Peniculida; Parameciidae.